AUGGACCUGAACAGGCAAGUGAAGUACAUCCCCAACACACUUGAACCAGAGUGGCAACAGACUGUGGUUUUCAUGAACUGCCUCAAGCGCACUCUGAAGAAGCGUGUUCUUGAGGUCACCAUGUGGGAUUUCGACCGGCUAAAAAUGAACGAUUUUAUGGGCCAAGCCAUAAUCCAACUUUCGGACAAAGAUCUACUUGAUGGACAGCCACAUUGGUUCAAACUCCACGAUCUGCGGGAUAUCGUGGUGCCCGGUUAUCGACAGCCAGGAACCAGAACGGUGCCACCACCCACCACCCAAUCUGAGGGUGUAAAGGCGAUCAAGGUGCGCUUGCCUUAA
This is a messenger RNA of Dibothriocephalus latus, 339 nucleotides long. The record is from the annotation of a GenBank genome assembly. Lineage: Eukaryota; Metazoa; Platyhelminthes; Cestoda; Diphyllobothriidea; Diphyllobothriidae.